Messenger RNA from Coccidioides posadasii C735 delta SOWgp, 2094 nucleotides. RefSeq lists its product as uncharacterized. The record is from RefSeq and is a predicted model, not a curated record. Lineage: Eukaryota; Fungi; Ascomycota; Eurotiomycetes; Onygenales; Onygenaceae. Gene Ontology annotation, biological process: protein adenylylation. Gene Ontology annotation, cellular component: mitochondrion. Gene Ontology annotation, molecular function: AMPylase activity.
GAUUCAGUCCCUCUUUUGCUCAACUUAGCAAGUAAACGGCCAUCAGCCUUCUCAGCACCUGUGUACCUUCCUGUCACGCCCGUCAAUGCUCUUGAGAAACACUUUUUAUCGCUGCGUGCCGACGAUCCUUCAAUCCCGCCUUGCACGAAUGGCAUCUCAUCUAUCUAACGGUCCACAGACAGCGAAUACCAGUGCCUUAUCCUUAGAGGACAUCCCCAAAACCAACAAUUUCACUACAAAGCUUCCCCCGGACCCCGCAUUUCAAACACCGGAAUCUUCAAAUAAUGCUCCCCGAGAGGAAUUGGGACCUCGUAUGGUCAAAGGGGCGUUAUAUACCUUUGUUAGACCAGAACCGCAAGACGACCUGGAGCUUUUGGAUGUGAGUCCCCGGGCAAUGCGUGAUAUCGGGUUGAAAGACGGUGAGGAGAAGACAAAGGCCUUUAAAGAUAUGACGGCUGGGAAUAAGAUAUUUUGGAGUGAGGAGCAUGGAGGAAUAUACCCAUGGGCGCAAUGUUACGGAGGUUGGCAAUUCGGAGCUUGGGCAGGACAGUUAGGUGAUGGUCGGGCCAUCAGUUUAUUUGAAACUGUAAAUCCGACUACGGGUACAAGGUAUGAGAUUCAACUUAAGGGGGCUGGAAGGACCCCGUACUCGCGAUUUGCCGAUGGAAAAGCAGUCCUUCGCUCUAGCAUUCGAGAAUACGUAAUCUCAGAAGCUUUGAAUGCUCUUGGAAUACCUACAACUCGUGCACUCGCCCUCACCCUGUUACCUGAUGUUGCAGUAAGAAGAGAAAAGAUUGAGCCUGGAGCCAUUGUGACUCGGUUUGCUGAAUCUUGGCUUCGUAUUGGAACGUUUGAUCUCCUUCGUGCGCGCGGAGAUCGAGAUCUCACGCGCAAGCUCGCUAAUUAUAUCGCCGAGGACGUUUUCUCUGGGUGGGAGUCCCUCCCUGCAGCCUUGAAAUUUUCGGAUGACGGUCCUCCUCCUGUUGAUGUGGAUAAUCCACCUAGAGGUGUGCCAAAAGAUGAAAUGCAAGGAGAAGAAGGCGCAGAGCAAAACAGGUUUUCUAGGCUCUACCGUGAGAUUGUACGACGUAAUGCGAAAACAGUUGCAGCAUGGCAAGCAUAUGGUUUCAUGAAUGGAGUGCUGAAUACAGACAAUACUUCAAUAUUCGGACUGUCGCUUGAUUAUGGCCCGUUUGCCUUUAUGGAUAAUUUCGACCCAAAUUAUACCCCGAACCACGAUGAUGAACUGCUACGAUAUUCGUAUAGGAAUCAACCCUCGAUUAUUUGGUGGAAUUUGGUUCGACUAGGAGAAUCGUUUGGAGAACUAAUAGGUGCAGGGGACAAGGUCGAUGACGAAACUUUCGUCUCUAAAGGAAUCACUGAAGAUUUUGCCCCGAUACUCAUUAAGCGAGCCGAGACCAUUAUUGAUAACGCAUCUAAGGAAUAUCGAACCCUGUUUUUGAACGAAUACAAACGCCUGAUGACCGCCAGAUUAGGUUUAAAGACCCAGAAAGACUCGGACUUUGAAAAGUUAUUUUCUGAUCUACUUGAUGCCCUCGAGGCCCUAGAGUUAGACUUCAACCACUUUUUCAGAAAGCUGUCUGGAUUCUCUCUAAGUGACAUCAAGAGCGAGGAGAAAAGGAAAGAAGUUGCUAGCGUGUUCUUCCAUCAGGAGGGCGUUGGUGGCAUUGGAAACACAGAGGAAUCUGCCAGAGAGCGGCUUGCAAAAUGGUUAUCUGCUUGGAGGGAUAGGGUCAUCGAGGAUUGGGGAAGUGAUUCGGAUGUCGAACGCCAAACUUCUAUGAAGGCGGUGAACCCGAAGUUCCUUCCACGAUCGUGGGUCUUGGAUGAAGUGAUACAGCGUGUUCAGCAUCAGGGAGAUAGAGAUAUCCUCGGUCGUGUUAUGCACAUGGCGCUUCAUCCAUUUCAAGAGGAAUGGAAUUGGAACAGAGAGGAAGAGGAGAGGUUGUGUGGAGAUGUUCCCCAAUUCAAGAGAAUGACCAUGUGCAGCUGCAGCUCUUGAAGACAUACCUGGCUUAAAUAUUUAUGUUUUCUUCUUGAGAGCAGAACAUAGAGCUACACAACAGCUAAUUU